CUUCUUGCGUGUGCAUCGAAUAUGAUAUAAAAACCCCAAGAAGAAGAAGAGGAAUAAGAGGGAAAGAUCGAAGCUUUGGCGGCGAGAGUCAGAUCCCGCCCCAACCCUCGCCCGCCGCUGCUCAUCUUCGGACAAAAACCCUUCCUUUCAGGCCCACAAGUUCAUGAUGGAGGUCCAAACUCUAGGUGAUCCAAAGCCGCUUGUUCAAGCCACGCUUCAACUUGGAUCAGAAAAAUAUGCCUUUGCAGCAGCCGCUAAUGGCGGCACUCUUUCGGAGCAACUGGCUUCAAUGAAAGAGGAAAGCAUGAGGAUAUUCAAGGAAUACAUCACCAAACAUAAUGUCCCCACUGAUGUUCCAGACGACCUUGUUGAGAGCUCUUCAGAAGAUGACGUUGAAGCCACCGAGAAGCCAUCAGUGAAGUCAAAGAAAACAAAAUUAAAUUAAUCUAUUCAUUAGAAUGCCGAUUAGAAUGUGUACGAGGAGCUCAUUUGACCUAGUUACUGUUGUAAACUAGUUUUUAAAUGCCAAUUAAGCGGCUGCUCAAUCAAGUUGCCUGAUAUCAAUGUGCUUUGGCAUUCUCGCAAUUCUGGUUUUCUAUAAUUCUGGUAUUCGAUAUA
Messenger RNA from Eucalyptus grandis, 618 nucleotides. RefSeq lists its product as uncharacterized. The transcript has 2 exons. The record is from RefSeq and is a predicted model, not a curated record. The coding region runs from base 164 to 445 and encodes 93 amino acids. Lineage: Eukaryota; Viridiplantae; Streptophyta; Magnoliopsida; Myrtales; Myrtaceae.